UUUAAGAAGUAUGAAUUACUAGGAGCAUAUCAGCUAUUUAAUAAAUAACAAUACUAAAAAAUUCUACCAUCCAUUUCUUAAAUUAACAACUUUUUUUAAUAAAAGGUUUUACGCUGAUAGUAUACCGAACGAAAUUGUUGAUUAGUAAACCUAGCCUUGCCAUUCAAAAUUAUUUUGUGUUUAUGUUUAGAUUCUUUCGAAAACUCGUACCUUUCAGUCUAUUUUCCAUUAUAAACGGUUUAUUUAUUGGAUCUUCGAUGUCCAACGUUCAUUGCAAUUUCACAAUCGCUGGUAGACAAUACAUUAAUAAGGCAAUCAUAAUAAAGAUCCAGGGCACUUGAGAAGCAUCGAACACGAACAAAGUACCAGAAUCGCAUAGGCAGACAGGAAAGCUGUCAGUUAAUCGGAGCUCCAAAUCAGUUACGAACUUUACAUUGUUUUUAUCACACAAUCGUCCCAUAAAAUCUUCAAAAUUUUCAUAAUUCGCCAAGAUAUUGGUCAGCAUCCAAAAGGAAUACGAAUACUUAAAGAAUCGUGUUACCGGCCUAAAUCUUCCAAAUCUGAUUAAAAAUCCUGGACGAAGGCGAGAAAUGCAACCGUUGCGAUUAGUGAUCCAGUGCCUGGUGACGCGCCAGGCCCAGAUGAUGACCCAAAUGCGCCGGGCCAGCGGGAGCAGCAGCUUUCCGGAGCUGGUCUUCCCGGACGAUCAGGACAUCGAGCCGGACGAUGAGCAGGGCGAUCUGGAACCGCAGUAUCCGAUUCUGCACAGCCGCCACACCGAUCUCUUCUACAUGCCGCACUGCGUUGGUCCGGCGUACCAGGGGCUCAUCUCUUCGGUGGAUCAGCCAUAUGCCACCGCCUACUAUCCGGCGGACUCGCAGGCGCUGGUCAAGGGGAGUGAUAACGUCCUGGGGUCUGUGAUCUCACCGUCCGACAUGUUUGUGGUGGCUUGCCCCAAACUUCUGGUGGAAUACAUGCGUCGCCUCUUCCAGCAUCCGUACUCCGGUUUUGGCAGUUCGAUGAACUUCAGCAUGAUUGGCUUGCGGUUCCAGGACGUGGAUGCCGACAAUGCCCUCCGCUCCUUUGUGCUUAUGGCCAGUCACAAUUCGCGUGAGAUUAUGCACAACGGCUACUGGGCGGACUUUGUCAAUCCGCUGACUGGCCGCGCCCACUUCCGGGCCGCCCACUCCAGCCGGAAGAAGUGCCAGGAGGCCCAGCUCCUCUGCCGCGGGCUGACUUUUACCAAUGCCAAUGGCUGCACCUUGAUCGAGGAGGAGGAGCAGAGCGAUCAGUUCACCGGAUGCAUCUUCACGGAUACACCCUGCAAGGUCCUGGAGUCGUGGUGCUCGUAGAUGGUCAUGAGAUCUCCGCCAGGCUGCUCAAUUCCAUGUCUCUGAUUGUGUACGCAUUAAAGUCCAGUUGAGAAAUCAUGUUCCCAACCUGACGAGGCAAAUUUCCAAAAAUUUUACCUAGUACAUUUUGGUCAUUUUAUUUUCGAUAAAGUUUAUAGCGAUCCUGUAAAGUAAAUUUAAAUUUAAA
Drosophila rhopaloa is the source of this 1539-nucleotide messenger RNA. RefSeq lists its product as uncharacterized. NCBI's taxonomy places the organism in Eukaryota, Metazoa, Arthropoda, Insecta, Diptera, Drosophilidae. The record is from RefSeq and is a predicted model, not a curated record. The transcript has a single exon. Bases 591 to 1352 code for a protein of 253 amino acids. Gene Ontology annotation, biological process: cobalamin metabolic process.